AUGCAUCGCUUGAUACAGGUCUCUGGCCGUUUACCUCCUUUUAGCUUUCGGGGGCGCGGCUAUGACGAAAGCGGAAGAGGGCCGCGCUACGGGUCGCCAGAGGGCGGGCGCUGGUCGCAGCGUCAGAGCCGGAGUCGGGCCUUGGAUCGCCGGCCGGGGGACGAGGCGGCGGCGCGGGGAAUGGAGGAGAAGGAGCAGCUGAAGCGCCAGAUUCGCCUGCUCCAAGGUCUCAUCAAUGACCAUAAAAAUGUCCAUGGGGAUGUGCCAGUUCCUCCUCCUGCCCCAACGUCGAGGUGGAGAAACCCCCGACCUCCUGCCUUUAACACCCAUGGGGCGUUCUCUGCAAGGUAUGCCCAGCAAACCCAGAGAGAUUUCCCGGCUUGCCCAAGCAGUGCCAAUGCCUGGAGAAAGAAGUAUUCGCUCGUCAAUGUACCACCUCGGCUGACACUUUCUUCAGGAAGCAAUGUUCCUGCAUGCACUUCUCGGAUCCUCCCAAGCCACACGGUUGCUGAGGUGGCUGAGUCACAGCCAAUGAUUUCAGGAAGAAAUGUGGGCUUCAGAGUAGCUGCUGGCCCAGCCGUGAGCCAUGCUGCUGGCCCAGCCGUGAGCCACACUGCUGGCCCAGUGUUGGCUUUUAGAGGGCACAGAACUAGCACUGCUGGCCUUGCAAAGAGUGGCUCAAAGGAGAGCAAAGAAUCAUGUGCCUCCACCUUGCCAGACGUAUUGCACUGCAGAACCUCUUCCAGGAAUGACGCACCUGCAAUGUGUGGGAUGGGAAUCGUGGCUGCGAAAGGGGGGCAGGGGGCAUCUAAAGUGGCUCCAGACUUGUGCAGGACGACCAGUGAGAGCGCUGUUGCGUUGAAAUCGGAGCCUCAGCAGCCUCUGACCUUGCCUAAUCAUGAAUCGGAUUAUCUGUCAGCACGAAAGAAACCAGCAUCAAACCUUCCCACUCUGUAUAGCUCACAGCAAGUGGCUUCUGUGAUGGAUAAACCAAACUCAUCAAGGGCUGCUGAUGCAUCUCUGGCAUGUGCUAAUUCGGCCUGGGAAGCAUCUUCGGCUGUUGAGACGACUCUCCUGAAGAAUGAGAAUUCAGUACCUGUCCUUCAGAGGUCCCCUGCCUCACCUGCCUCUGUCAAAUCCUUGAGGUUCAGGAGAACCAACUACACGUGGGUGGCAAACUCGUGUAAAUCCCUCAGAACGGUGAAAAGAUAUGCAACUUCUAGAGCCCCUGAAAAUGCCCGCAAGUUUAGUGCAGGUGUGGAGCCAGUGUCCAGGUUACACCCAAGGGGGGACUUGGGAACCAAGCAAAAGAAAUCUAGCCUGCAUUCGAAACUGGGGAUUUCGUCUAGUCAGUAUAAGUGGAAGGCGUUUAGUCUCCAGCCUUCUCCUUCCACUUCUGCAUUUACAUGGCAGCGUAAGGAAUGCGGUGGGGCUGCUUUUCCCCUCCCUGUGGGAGCCAGUUCUUCACUUCAGCCUGUGAGACGCGGGCCUCUUGGUCACGGUAAUCCAAAAUCCUUCUCUGGAAAUACAAGCUUUUUAAAUUAUAAAUUGAAGAGCCGGACCAAAAUCAUCAAGAGAAAGGGGAGUUUCUGCUCUCCGUCUGAUAAAAGAAGCACAGCUGCCCCUGCCAUGCUUCUGAAAAGCCGCUAUUGCCUCAGGAAAAGAAAUUCCCCGAGGGGAAGGACCUCUCCAGCCGCCAAGAGAGCUGGGGCGAAGGGCCUUGUUCAGAUCGGCAAGCACAGGUUGCGUCGACUGCCUGCAUCCCGCUCAGCCAAAGAAGUUCUGCAAAGUGUGACGUGCCAGUUCCCGAGGAUGCACACCCGAACAUGUUGGUGCAGUGUGCCCAGCCUCACCAUCGUGGUAUGUGGCGUGUGCGUACAGUGUGAACGGGCUGGGAGCGUCCUCUUCGUGUUUUCUCUCGCUCGGCGUGCUGCUGCGCGUGGAGGCACCCCACCACCACGACGGCUGCGGCCCCCAGGGCCCGGCCGUCAGUGGCGGGAGGCAGCUUUCGACCUCACACCGCUCGCCGUGGGCGAGCUGCGGUUGCAGGUGGUGGAGCCCUUCGAAGUAGGUGGCUUGGAGAACGGCUGCUCCCCCCUCCCCCUCGACCCGCUAGCCUGA
Messenger RNA from Varanus komodoensis (Komodo dragon), 2121 nucleotides. Its product is annotated as zinc finger CCCH domain-containing protein 3-like. The transcript is spliced from 6 exons. Lineage: Eukaryota; Metazoa; Chordata; Lepidosauria; Squamata; Varanidae. Bases 1 to 2121 code for a protein of 706 amino acids. The record is from RefSeq and is a predicted model, not a curated record.